This is a messenger RNA of Nilaparvata lugens (brown planthopper), 2802 nucleotides long. RefSeq names its product WD repeat-containing protein 75. Bases 123 to 2768 code for a protein of 881 amino acids. Lineage: Eukaryota; Metazoa; Arthropoda; Insecta; Hemiptera; Delphacidae. Gene Ontology annotation, biological process: positive regulation of rRNA processing; positive regulation of transcription by RNA polymerase I. Gene Ontology annotation, cellular component: nucleolus. Gene Ontology annotation, molecular function: protein binding; RNA binding. The transcript is spliced from 13 exons. The record is from RefSeq and is a predicted model, not a curated record.
AUGGCACCUGCGCAAAGGAGCACAUGUCCAUGUUGUGUAAAUUUUAGGUUAGAGUUUUAUUUUUAGCAGUUAUGUCCGAUUUAUUAAUAAAAUAACCAUUCAAACUAAUAUUUAUCGCAAAUAUGACGGUUGACGUUGUAGUACAAAGUAUCAUCGAUGAAAAUUUCAUCGAAAGAAGACCAAUUUUUUCAGAAGACGGGAAUAACAUAUACGUGAUAGACAGAGACUGCGUGAAAGAAUUUAGUGUACAAACUUCGGAGUGCUGCUGUACAUUCUUCCAAGAUGGCGAAAGUCUCAGAAAGACGCAUAGCAAUAUAGUCGGCAUUGCAUUCCAUGAAAACUAUUUGUAUGCCUGCACCUCUAAUUUGACGUUUUUGAAAUGGUCUCGGAAAGGGGAAUUGAUUCUCACAGCAAAACGUGAGUGCUAUCCAAAAUGCAAGCCUUUCGAUUUGACUAUAGUAGACUAUGACCACGGCUCAGGAAGUAUUAGCCAACCUCAACUAUUUGCGUUCGUCAGGGAUAAAAGUCAACAGAAGGUACAAAUCCAAACGUUCAGCCUGAACUUUCAACGAAUGAAGAGGUUUGUCUACAGAGGUGUUGCAGACCCGAAAUUGAUCGCAUUGGGGUGUGUGGAUGACAGACAUUUUGUGGCUACUGCCCUCGGUAGAGAGCUACUAGUUUACGAUUUGGAAGAUAGUACCAAGCCUGCUUUCAAGUUCAGCAACUCAGUCUCGGACUGGGCCGUGGUGAGGACUGUGCCCCAUGUUGAUAGCAUAGCGGCCGGAGACAAGAAGGGGAGAGUUGUGCUGUAUCAGCAUAUUUUCGAGGAGACCCGUAAAAGGAAGCACAAUGACAGGCGGAGUUUUGUGGCUGCAGCUCUCUAUCACUGGCAUGCACAUCCUGUUAAUGAUAUUGCCUUCUCUCCUACUGGCACCCAAAUGUACACAGGCAGCGAAGAGAUGGUGUUAGUAAGAUGGAACGUACGCAACCCGAGCAUACGGGAAUACGCCCCCCGCCUCCAGUCCAGCAUCCAGCACAUAGUGGUGUCCCCCUGCAACACCACGGUGUCCGUGUCGCUCGUGGACAACGCCCUGGCACUGGUCUCCGCGCAAAUGCAGCUGCAUCAUAUCAUACAGAAGUUGACCUGGUAUUUGGAGCCGGCCGACCCCAACCAGCAUAAUAUAUUGCCGGCGCGAAUGUGCUAUGAUCCUAAUUCAAGAUGCGUAGUUAUGAACGGUCGACACGGUCACCUCCAAUUCAUCAGCCUCACCCGGCAAGAGCUGGCCUACAGCAUGGACAUCUGUGAAUGCAAUUAUAUAAGGGAGCCCGAAGUGCAGCUGCAACUGAUGCAAGUGAUGCGGGUGGCCGUGAGCCAAGAUGGCCGCUGGAUGGCCACCGUCGAGAUGCGUGAUGACCGACAAACCGCCAGGGAGGUGCUCAUGAAGAUGUGGCAGUAUGAUGAUACGCAGAGAAGGUUUGUGAUGAACACGUGUAUUAAUCUGCCCCAUUACGACUAUGCAGUGACAGCUAUGAGGUUCCAGCCGACCAGAUCUCUGGCAGGCGAGAAGCGAAGCUCUACCAUGCUGGUCACAUCUGGAGAAGAUAAAAAGUUCCGGGUGUGGACCUCUGGCAAAAUGCUCGUUGGAUCUAGAGGCGAAUACACGACAACAUGGACCAAUGACAGAGUGGGUUUCUACCGCGACAAGGAGGGAGGUGCCGUGGCUUUCUCGUAUGAUGGGUCAGUGCUGGCCGUUGGCUUUGGAGCCAGUCUUACUGUCUGGGACUCCGACACUGUUGAGAUGUCAGCGUCACUCACCAGGGGGCCUGAACCUAUCAAUUUCAUCGAAUUCGAGCAGAAGCCCUACAGCCACAUGGUGGUAACGGCCAGCACUAGUACCCUGCAGGUGUGGGACCUGCUCAGUCUGUCAGUGGUCUGGUGUGUCAAGCUGAACGUCACAGCACUAACAGCUGAUCCGCUGUCCGAGCACUUUGCCGCGUUCACAGCCGACAAUCAGCUGUUUGUGUUCAAGACGGAACAGCGCAUGCCCGUCGUCAAAAUGGCCGCUACAAACAAAAUGGCUGCCGCUGCCAACAACAAGAUGGCCGCCGCUGAAGAUGGCGGAGAACAAAGGUCUUCUUCUCCUCCUGUCAUGGCCGCCAUUUUUGUGCCGCGUGGCGGUGAGGAUGAGGGGAAGGAUGGUGCUGAGGAGGAAGAGGGGAGACUGCCCAGCUGGAUGGAAAAGUCCAAGUUGUACUAUGUAACUCAGUCACAGGAAUUGUUAGCAAUCGACGUGAAAUCGUCGACAUCCUCGUGGCAGACGCUACCCGCAGUUUCCUUGGACGAUAGCGGUCAAGCAUUGAGGGGUCCCUAUGCUCUGCUCACUGCCAAAAAAGUCAGACAGGAGUCGAUGGAUGAGGACCUCGUCGAAGAUAUCAACCAGAGGAUGGGCAAUUUGGUGGAGCAGUCCACUAGGAAGUUACUGAGUAUACCCAUCCACGCCGUACCUCACAUAUCUCUACUGUGUGAAGAUUUCUUAGCCUGUCAGUUAUCAGCUAAACACGAAUUUCCAGACUCCUCGCGUCUCCAAGAAAUGGAAACUGAAGUGGAAGAAAAGAUGGCGGAGAAAACAAAGAAGAAGAAAAAGAAAAAGAAGAGGAAAGAAAUCACUAAUGAAAAUGUCAAUGAAAUUAUAGAUGAGGUCGCCCUAGAAAAUCUAUUUUCAAUAGAUACUUCACCUGGAGCUGAUCUGAACAUGGACUUAGAAUAGGCUGCAAUUUUAAGAGAAUAAAAAUUCUUCCAAG